AUGUCGACAGCCAACGGCUCAGGAGCUCCUCCUCGCUCCUCGUCUCCCCUCAACUUCCCCAGCUCGUCCGCGGCAGGUACACCUCGAGCUCAGCGGAAUGGCAAUCCACCUGCUGCAUCCUCAUCACCUCUGAACUUUCCGUCAUCCUCGCCGAGAGGAUCUGGUGCGCAGGCCCGAGCGCCGGUUGGCAGGUCCAACCUCAGCGUGCCCCCAUCCAGCGAUGCGGCGAUUGAACGAAGCGCACAGAGGAUGAGCGGGCGGGCUCGAAGGGAUGGUACACCCCUGUUCUUCCCAGCAUCCGGCGGCUCGACACCCCGGCGAAACCGAAGAGGCGAUAUCCACUCGUCCUUCCCCAUGUCUUCACCUUCCCUCGCUCGUCGAGCCGCCCGCCCUCCUACCAAUCGCGGCUUCGAUGGCAACUCGGACAACGGUGAUGACGACGGAAUGGAUGGUGGUCGGACCCCUCGCGGUGAUCCGCCAUCCCAGGCCCGGUCCAUAUCCGGUUUGACCCUCUCGCAAGCCGCCCAGUCCGGUGACAACAACGGCGACGACGAAGAGGGGAUCGUCAAGUACAUUUGGGGUACGACCAUUUCCCUCCAAGAGGCGAUGAAUGACUUCCGGGCGUUCCUCCGGGACUUCAAAAUCAAGUAUCGGACCAAGUACAACGCGGACCAAGCACGGUCGACUAUCGAAGCCGGCGGACUCGCGCCCCCUACCGUGGCGCUGUACGACAUCGUCACUCCCCAGCGGGCAGAGGUCGCGCUGUACCAGACCUACCUGCACCAGCUCCGGCAGACUGGUCAGACCAAUCUCAACCUCGACGCUAUUAACCUCAUCGCUUUCCCACCUACCAAGCGGCUCUACAACCAGCUCGUCAACUACCCGCAGGAAGUGGUACCGAUCAUGGAUCAGGUCCUGCGGGACGUCAUGAUCGAGACGGUGGAUGAGGAUCUGGAGAAUGCCCAGAACCAGUAUGCCGAGGGGUCGCUUAGCGAGCUGGAGCUGAGGCAGAUGGAGGACGAUUUGAAGGAUGUAGAGGGGAGGGUAUUCAAAGUCAGGCCGUUUGCUGGCGAGCGGACUGUCAACAUGCGAGAUCUCAACCCUGGAGAUACCGACAAGUUGGUCACAAUCAAGGGUCUGGUCAUUCGUGCAACUCCCGUCAUUCCUGACAUGACAUCUGCCUUUUUCCGCUGCCUAGUCUGCCAACACACUGUCCAGUCCGAGGUUGAUCGCGGCAAGAUUACCGAGCCCGAGCGAUGUCCUCGCGACGUGUGCGAGUCCAAGGGCACCAUGUCCCUCAUCCACAACCGGUGCGACUUUACCGACAAGCAGGUCAUCCGGCUACAGGAGACGCCCGAUGCGGUACCGGAUGGACAAACACCCCAUACUGUCUCGCUCUGCGUGUACGACGAGCUGGUCGACCUCGUCAAGCCCGGAGACCGGGUCGUCAUCACCGGUAUCUUCCGUUCCAUCCCCGUCCGCGUCAACCCUCGGAUGCGGUCCAUCAAAUCGUUGUUCAAGACAUAUCUCGAUGUCGUCCAUGUCAAGCGGACCAACGUCGCUCGGAUGGGCUACGAUCCGUCUACCCGCUCAGGCGAGCGCGCGCCCGGUAUCGGCGUCGGAGGAGAGGACGACGAGGACGAGUCCCUCGCGCAUGCCGCAGGGCCUGACGACGACGAUGAUGGCUUUGACCAGGCAUGGUCCGCGUCCAGGGAGAUGGAGGCCAAGCUCCUCGAGCUGUCUCAGCAUCCCGAUGUGUAUGAGAUCCUGGCGAGAUCGCUCGCGCCGAGUAUCUGGGAGCUGGAGGAUGUGAAGAAGGGGAUCUUGCUCCAGCUGUUUGGCGGCACGAACAAGAGCAUCGCGAAGGGAGGUGGAGGUGGAGGACCGAGGUACAGAGGAGACAUUAAUAUCUUGAUGGUGGGAGAUCCGGGUACCGCCAAGUCUCAGAUUCUGCAGUAUGUUCAUAAGAUCGCUCCUCGUGGUAUCUACACCUCUGGAAAGGGAUCAUCUGCUGUCGGUCUGACUGCCUAUGUCACCCGAGACCCAGACUCGAAGCAGCUCGUCCUGGAAAGUGGAGCCUUGGUCCUCUCAGAUGGAGGUGUCUGCUGUAUCGACGAGUUUGACAAGAUGUCCGAUGCGACCCGUUCAGUCUUACACGAAGUCAUGGAACAGCAGACCGUCUCCAUCGCCAAAGCAGGCAUUAUCACCACCUUGAACGCCCGAACAUCCAUUCUGGCCGCCGCCAACCCUAUCAAUUCGCGAUAUGACCCGAAACUCCCCAUCCCGGCCAAUAUCGACCUCCCUCCUACCCUCAUCUCUCGAUUUGAUCUGCUCUACCUCGUCCUCGACAAGGUGGACGAGAUGAAUGACCGGCGCCUCGCGAAGCAUUUGGUUGGUCUGUACCUGGAAGACCGGCCUGAUACUGCUGGUUUGGAUCUUGUUCCCCUCGAGACUUUGACCGCCUUCAUCACCUACGCCCGCGCCAAGAUCACCCCCACCCUUACGGAAGAAGCAUCCGACGCGCUCGUCAACGCCUACGUCGAGAUGCGGAAGCUGGGCACCGACUCGCGUACACAAGAAAAGCGGAUCACAGCCACCACUCGUCAGUUGGAGUCUAUGAUCAGGCUGUCAGAAGCGCACGCUCGGAUGCGAUUCAGCGAGACGGUGGACCUGGAGGAUGUAGUGGAGGCCGGAAGAUUGAUUCGCUCAGCAUUGAGGGAGAGUGCUACCGACCCCCUUACCGGUCAGAUCGACCUCGAUCUCAUCAAUACCGGCGCGGGCACGUCCAAGCGGCGUCAACAUGCCGAUCUCAAGCGCGAGAUCCUCACGCUCGUUGAUGCCGCCGGACGGACGGGUCUCAAGUGGGUCGCGGCGAUCAAGGCGCUGGAUAAUCAGAGCUCGAUCCCGACGGACCAUGCGGAGUUUGCGGCGGUGGUCAAGGCGAUGACGGAGGAGGGGGUGGUGAAGGUUGUUGGGGAGAGGGAAAAGAGGACUAUCAGGAGAUUGGCGGAUUAG
Dioszegia hungarica is the source of this 3015-nucleotide messenger RNA. RefSeq names its product MCM2/3/5 family-domain-containing protein. Gene Ontology annotation, cellular component: nucleus; MCM complex. NCBI's taxonomy places the organism in Eukaryota, Fungi, Basidiomycota, Tremellomycetes, Tremellales, Bulleribasidiaceae. The transcript is spliced from 10 exons. Gene Ontology annotation, biological process: DNA strand elongation involved in DNA replication; mitotic DNA replication initiation; DNA replication. The record is from RefSeq and is a predicted model, not a curated record. Gene Ontology annotation, molecular function: ATP binding; single-stranded DNA binding; single-stranded DNA helicase activity. Bases 1 to 3015 code for a protein of 1004 amino acids.